AUGAAUUAUUUUGUCGCUUCGAUUUGUUUGUUUUUUUGGUGUCUUGUUCAGAAUAACUUUGUUCUAAAUGAAAAAAUGAUCCCCAUAGGUCCCGCUAAUCGUUCUAAGUUAAAAAAAAUGGUAGAAGGAGAUGAAGAUUUUAAGAUAAAUAUACAUGCUCCAGUUGAAGAUACACAAGAAGUACUUGAAUCUUUAGACUCCCUUAUGAGGGUAGAGGAAAUUCAAAGAAAAACUGACGAAGAAGAAUUUAUGAACGACAAGCAGAGAUUACUAAAAAUUCACAAAAAAAGAAUUCAGGAUAUAGUUACUUCAGCGUUUGAACCGCUUCAAGCUUUUCUACCUAAUCCUUUGCAGUACCUAAUUAUUAAGGAUGUUCACUCAUAUCUAAAGAACCUAAAAGAAUGA
Messenger RNA from Plasmodium malariae, 405 nucleotides. It is a transcript of the gene PSOP6, whose product is annotated as secreted ookinete protein, putative. The transcript is spliced from 5 exons. Bases 1 to 405 code for a protein of 134 amino acids. The record is from RefSeq and is a predicted model, not a curated record. Lineage: Eukaryota; Apicomplexa; Aconoidasida; Haemosporida; Plasmodiidae.